This is a messenger RNA of Armigeres subalbatus, 1167 nucleotides long. RefSeq lists its product as uncharacterized. Bases 1 to 1167 code for a protein of 388 amino acids. Lineage: Eukaryota; Metazoa; Arthropoda; Insecta; Diptera; Culicidae. The record is from RefSeq and is a predicted model, not a curated record. The transcript has a single exon.
AUGAAACGCUAUAACGAUAGCAAGCAGCUUAAGCGUCGCCAAGUUCAGGCGCUGUUCAAGUUACCGAAGCUGGCUAAGGAGUCGGCUACCGAGUUGCGGUCCCUACUGGAGGGCUUCGAGCGGUCUAUGCAGACGCUAGAUCAGCUAGUUCAACCUGUUGAAUAUAAAGAUCUGCUGCUGUUGGACGUCCUAUGCGCGCGACUGGAUCCGAUAACUAGAAGAAGCUGGGAAGAACUAUCCUCAACUAAGGAGCAGGAUACGAUCAAGGAUCUAACUGAUUUUCUCCAACGUAGAGUGAAAGUCCUUGCUGCUCUACCAACCAAGUCCUCGAGUUACAAGGAAGAACCUCCUCAACAAAAAAGGGCACCGUUUCGGCACUUGAGCUACACCACUGUUCAGAGGGAACGUUGGGGCUAUGUAGCGUGCCAAGAAGAUCACCCACUAUAUCAAUGCCCGAGAUUUCAACGGAUGUCUAUACCCGAUCGAACCAAGGUGUUACGGGAUAACGGGCUCUGCCGGAACUGUUUUAGGCAUGGCCAUUGGGCGGUGGAUUGUUUAUCCCCAUAUACAUGCCGGAACUGCAGAGGUAAGUACCACACUUUGGUAUGCUCACUAACCCCAUCCAACGGAAGUAGAAACGGAUCACCGACGCUCCGAGCCCCUGCAGCGAGCAGAAGUACCCAUUCAGAAAGGCCAACUACACAAGGAGGAACACCAGCGCAGGUGUCAUCCAAUGUAACCGGAACAAAGGUAUCAUCGAUACUCCUUGCAACGGCCGUCAUCCUAGUGGAAGGGAAUAACGGAGUCCGUGUUCCGGCCAGAGCACUUCUAGAUUCCGGCUCCGAGUGUAACUUCAUGACUGAGAAGCUGGCUCAACAACUGAAGGUUCAAAGGCAACGGGCGGUUGUUGAAGUAUGCGGAAUUGGACAAGCCAACAUGAAGGUGACAUCCACCAUAUGGUCACGAGUUACAGGAUUCUCGAGAAGGUUGGAAUUCCUGUUGCUGCCGAAGGUGACAGCGAAUCUCCCUACUACCAACGUAGAUGUGACGGGAUGGGAGUUUCCUGAAGGUUUGAAGUUAGCGGAUCCAACGUUUUUCAGAUCCGAGGCGAUUGACCUCGUGCUGGGCAUCAACAACUUUUUUUUAAUUCUUCAAUACCGGAAAUGA